This is a messenger RNA of Gopherus flavomarginatus (Mexican gopher tortoise), 958 nucleotides long. Its product is annotated as olfactory receptor 12-like. Gene Ontology annotation, molecular function: G protein-coupled receptor activity; olfactory receptor activity; odorant binding. The transcript has a single exon. The record is from RefSeq and is a predicted model, not a curated record. The coding region runs from base 11 to 958 and encodes 315 amino acids. NCBI's taxonomy places the organism in Eukaryota, Metazoa, Chordata, Testudines, Testudinidae. Gene Ontology annotation, biological process: G protein-coupled receptor signaling pathway; sensory perception of smell. Gene Ontology annotation, cellular component: membrane.
UUUAACAGCCAUGGUGCCAGUGAGAGAGUGGAACUGCACAGCAGUCAUGGAAUUCAUCCUGCUAGGGUUUGGAAAUGGUCCAGGAUGCCAGAUGAUCCCCUCUGUCUUGUUUCUGGUGAUCUACACAGUAACCAUGCUGGGAAACACCACCCUGGUUCUCAUCAUUAGAGUCAACUCUCGCCUUCACACCCCCAUGUACUUCUUCUUCAUUAACCUGUCACUCUUAGACCUCUGCUUCACCUCCACCAUCGCCCCCAAAGCCAUGGCAAGCUUCCUAUCAGGGAGCAAAGCCAUUUCCUAUAAAGAAUGUGCCACCCAAUUCUUCCUCUUCUGUUUCUUCCUUGCCACUGAAGGUUUCCUCCUAGCAACAAUGGCAUAUGAUCGAUACACCGCCAUCUGCAACCCGCUCCUGUAUCCCGUCACCAUGUCCAAGUGGGUUUGCAUUCAGAUGGUGGUAGGGUCGUAUAUCUGCAGCUGUGUGAACUCCAUGUUGCAAACAGGGUUCACCUUUAUGCUGCACUAUUGUGGGUGUAAGGAGAUCGAUCAUUUCUUCUGUGAUGGCCCUCCCGUGAACAGUCUCUCCUGCAGCGACACGUACAUCAAUAAUCUUGUGAUGUUUACCUUAUAUGGCCUCAUCAUAGCGAUCACUGCCCUGAUUGUGCUCAUCUCCUACAUCUACAUCAUCUCCACCGUCCUCCGGAUUCGCUCUGCUGAGGGCAGGCACAAAGCCUUCUCCACUUGCAUCUCCCACAUGUUGCUUGUGACUUUAUUUUAUGGGACCACUGCUUUCAUGUACUCCCAGCCCACUUGGUUAUCUUCUUUGUACCCAAGGAAAGCAUUAUCUGUGUUUUACACUUUUGUCAUCCCCAUGUUGAAUCCCUUUAUCUAUAGCCUGAGAAACAAGGACGUUAAAGAAGCUUUGAGAAGGACUAUGGGCCACAAAUCCUUGACAAAAUGA